GGAGCUGAUGUUAUCCUGGCAACCAAAACUAUCACCCAUCAUCUUGAAAAGGCCCGGGCGAGUUGCGAGAAGACAAUCCUGUUUGCCUAUAUCCGCGGCACGCUUGUGGGCCUCUAUGCUGGUUCUCAGGUCGACAGACGCAAGACAAUCGACGCUCUACUCCCAACCUUUGUCCAGGCGCUGCAAGGUGGCUCCGACGUUCGGCAAGCCGUCGAAGCCUGUGAUGAAGGUCCUGCAAGUGAUGUGUUCGGUCUGAUCGCAGACCCUACUGGCGACUUUGUCGCAGUCCAAGCCGCCGUCAAGUCAUGGAACGAGGGCAAGUGCGUUGCUGGCGGCAAAGGCAGCAAGACGAAGGAUCUCUCCAAGCUGACUGCCUGGGGAUACACGCUGGCCGCCAAUGCCAGAGGCCACAGCGCCCGUUCUCUCGAUGCGAGGGACACGUGUCGCAGCAUCGAAGCCGAGAACGGAGAUACAUGCGAGACGCUUGCCAAGCGCUGUGGUGUUAGUCUUGCCUCCUUUGAGAGCGCAAAUAAAGCGACAAAAGACCUCUGCGACAAGACGCCAGCGGGCCAACCCGUAUGCUGUUCCUCCGGCGAGCUGCCGAGCAUCAAAGCCAAAAUCCAGUCAAACGGAGUUUGCACCAGCUAUGACACGAAGAUGGGGGACAUCUGUGACACAAUCGCCGCGAAGCACGGUAUUACAGUUGAGGAUCUCGAGAAUUGGAACAAGAAGACCUGGGCCUGGGAUGGCUGCGGCAACCUGAACCCAUAUGUGCGCAUCUGUGUCAGCGCGGGCGACCCUCCGAUGCCUGCUUCGGUAUGGAAUGCCGAAUGCGGGCCGACCAAGAAUGAUACCAAGCCGCCAGGGGAAGGCGAAGAGCUCGCAGACUUGAACCCCUGUCCUCUAAAUGUCUGCUGCAAUAGAUGGGGGAUGUGCGGAUUGACGGACGAGUUCUGUCUUAAAUCCACCUCCAACACAGGGAACCCGGGCACGGGGCAGCCAGGAGAGGGCGGAUGCAUUUCCAACUGCGAGCGAAAGCUGACAAACAACGGCAAGGCGCCUGAAAAGUACCGCAAGAUUGGCUACUUUGAGGCGUGGAACUACGACAGGCCUUGCCAGCACAUGCACGUCCUGGACAUUGACAAGUCAUACUCGCACAUUCACUUUUCAUUCGGUGAAAUCUCGCAGGGUCUCCAAGUCGUCAUUCCUGAUAGGGUCAAAGAGCAGUUCGAGGCUUUUAAGAAGGCCGCUGACCUUCCUGCCAAGAAGAUUCUUGCGUUCGGAGGCUGGGCGUUUUCGAAUGAGGCGGCUGAUACAAGUCUUUUCCGAAAGGCCUUUUCUGCUGGUAAUCGAGAGGCAUUUGCAAGCCGCGUUGUGGAUUUUGUCUCCAAGAAUAACCUGGAUGGUGUCGACUUUGAUUGGGAGUAUCCCGGGGCAACCGAUAUCGAGGGUUCGGACCCGGGACAGAAGGACGAUGGUGACAACUACUACGAGUUCCUCAAGGUCUUGCGUGGAAAGCUCCCUAAGGAUAAGUCGCUCUCUAUCGCCGCUCCUGCUUCCUAUUGGUAUCUAAAGGGUUUCCCGAUCAAGAAGAUGGCCCCUCUCCUGGACUAUAUCAUUUUCAUGACCUAUGACUUGCAUGGACAAUGGGAUGUAGGUAGCAAAUGGGCCAGUCCUGGUUGUCCCGCAGGAAACUGCCUGCGCUCCCACGUCAACUCCACAGAGACGAUGGAUUCCCUGAUUAUGAUCACAAAAGCCGGAGUCGAGUCCCACAAGGUUGUUGUUGGCGUGAGCAGUUAUGGCCGGUCAUUCAAAAUGUCCAGCUCCACCUGCCGCGGCCCUCAGUGUAUGUUUUCACGCCUCCAAAGGAACAAGUCUCCUGCGAAAAAGGGCCGGUGCACUGGCACAGCGGGAUACAUAUCCGACUUCGAAAUCAACGAAAUAAUUGGAAAGGGUGGAGCCAUCAAGACGUGGUAUGACGAGGCGACUGACUCAGACUACCUUGUCUACGAGGGAGACGAAUGGGUUGCGUACAUGUCCAAGGUGACAAAGACUCGUCGAAUGAGGGACUAUAUGAAGCUCAACUUUGGCGGAACAACAGACUGGGCGAUUGAUCUCCAAGUCGACUUUGAGAAGCGC
Molecule: messenger RNA, 2139 nt
Organism: Fusarium vanettenii 77-13-4
Lineage: Eukaryota; Fungi; Ascomycota; Sordariomycetes; Hypocreales; Nectriaceae
Exons: 4
Biological process (GO): carbohydrate metabolic process
Molecular function (GO): hydrolase activity, hydrolyzing O-glycosyl compounds; chitin binding
Source: RefSeq, a predicted model, not a curated record